AUGACCACUGUAGACAUAUCGAACACAGAUAUUUAUCUUGUCUGUAACGACGAUAUUCAACUAAUAAGCUUAAUAGUCUCAAGUCUACGGGAUAAAGGUUCUCGUAGAAUACAUCUUUUGAUUUCUGCUCAACAAACGCAAUAUAUCGAGGAAUCUGUAGGCGUAAAUAUAAUAAGAGGUAUCUGGAAAGAUAUUGAAGAUUACGAGAUGACUAUAGCAAACGCCGUAAUAGUAAUAAGUAUGCUAUAUCAUGAAUUCGAGAAACAAGAAAAAUUAUUUUCUGCUUGCGUUCGAAAAGGGGUGGCCUUGUUCGUUGCAUGGGAUUCGGGAAUGGAGAGGGAAAAUCUGGUGCGCAAUCAGGCGUGCCCAAGGACACAACUCCAUCAAAUAUUGUUGGAUUAUAAAUCUCACUGUACGACCUUUCAAGCACCUCACCACGUACAUUCGUCCACAUCUCAUCAAAUUCCUUACACUUCAACUCCAUCCUCCACAUCACGACAAAUUUCUCGCUUUCCGUCUUCUGUAGAGAGGACGCAGUGGAUUUUAUUUCAAGUUGGAAUAUUUUCCGACGAAAUUUUAAAGAAUGACAUUUCUGCUGUUACCACAGCAUUUCAUAGUCCGAAACAGUUCAUAUUUAUAAACGUAUCGGUAAAAUCGGAUUUUUCAAAGAUGAUCGCUGAGGUCAUUGUUAACAGGAGAAUUAAUCUAAAUAGAAAUUAUGUUGUGGGCGAAUUUGUUUCCCAUACAUUCCUAGGGCAUGUUUAUAAAGUCUUUAAUCAUGGAGUUGCCUAUGACGGAUCAUUGCCUUGCGAGAUAUCGGAAUUUGAAAUGAGCAAUCUGCUUCGUCUCUCUGGGAUCAUCACAUCUAAACCAAUACCGCGUAUACUAUAUCCGGAUUGGGACAUUUAUGUUUGUAAAUUAAGCAUGGAAAUUUCUCUCCAACACGAAGCAAUUAUUUAUAAAUUAUUAAAAGACCAUCAAAAAAUUACGUUAAGACAUUGGAUCUCCCAAAUUACCAACGAGAGGUCUGAAGAAGGACAACAUUCAGUAAGAGAUAUGGAUAUUUAA
Molecule: messenger RNA, 1068 nt
Organism: Acaulospora morrowiae
Lineage: Eukaryota; Fungi; Glomeromycota; Glomeromycetes; Diversisporales; Acaulosporaceae
Source: the annotation of a GenBank genome assembly